AUGCAGAAUCCAAUACUAAGAAAAGAGGAGCUCCUUAAGCCGUUGAAGACAUUUGCGGAGCUAGAGCACAUGGCCCAAUUCGGCAGACCUCUUUGGCAUGCAUACGCGGAUGAGGGCCGUGAUAUGAUCAAAUUGGCCAAAUUAAAGCUCAUUGGCGGCCAGCAAGGGGGACAUUACAAUGCAUCCGACCGGGAUCACGUAUUUGCUGCGCUGUCCUUUCGUCUCUCUUUGGAUGUAUGUCGACAGAACCCCUGCACCAUCUCUCUCACAAGGACUGCUGUGAAUUCUUUCAUGAGGGUGGUUAUAUCUAUGGACCACGAGACCGGAGUGAUGGACACAGUGACGCCAUCAGAGCCCGUCUUAGCCAGGGCAGCAACGGAGUAUCUCUGUGACGCUAACUGGUCGCGUAGCAUUCAAACACUCUGUGAGGAGCUUCUUGAGAAAAGAUUAAUAGAAAAGGGGCGCAAAGAAGAACUCUAUGCUCGGUUAAUGUUGAUCCUGGCACACGACUGGGUUCGAUGGGCUCGAAGUAUUCGAUUAAAUCGUGUCCCGAAAUUUGCACCAACCUUUACUGUGUCCGACUUUCUUAUGGCAUUAUAUGCUCGAGAUCAUCACGAUUCAAUUCGAGAGAUACCAGAGCAGAUACAUAAAGCCAGAAUGAACUUCACCCAUUUUGUACUAGCUGAUGAACAGAUUACCGCCGAGAUCAUUCCUGCAUUGUGCCGCGACCUAUUACGCCGAAGUGCUGCGAUGCAGCUAUCUUGGAACCAGGACAUAUACGACCUGCUUAUUCCCGUGUACUAUGGCUCGGAGGAUGAGGAGCUCGACCCAUCGAAUUACGGAGUCAUCUUAGUACAGGUGAAGAAUAAGGAUGCCAGCACACCUCGAGAGAUCUUCCAGGAGGAUUUUAAGAAUAUCAGCCCGGAGACGUCGAAUCUCGGCAAAUCGAAGGCGAUCAGCUCUGAGCGCAAGCCAACGAAAUUUAUCUUUCAUCAGAUGACGAACCCGAUCCUGUUCCUCCUCUUCGAUCUAGGAGUGGUUAGAAGCAACCGGACUUACGCUCCACUUGUUCAAGUGAUGCACAGCGAAAGUGGACUGCGACCUGAUUUAUGGGCAAUCCAUUCGCGAGGACACGAUUACACCGUCUUUGGCUGCUUACAGCACAUGAAUGCUAUAGAUUCGAGCGAGCGGUUCUUUGCCUCAAUAAAAAUGGGCGAAACUCUGGCUGACCGACUCUCUCUGAGAAAUAAAUUAUUCCAUAUGAAAGAUUUGAGCAAGAAGGAGGAGCGAGUCCGGGAUGGAGAAGAGGCAGCAAGCAAUACCCAAUCGAAGAGAAAGGAAGUGGAAAUUCCCCAGGAUACCCAGGAUAAUCGGUUCCCUAAAAGACCUCGCGAGUUUUUGUAA
This is a messenger RNA of Rhinocladiella mackenziei CBS 650.93, 1404 nucleotides long. RefSeq lists its product as uncharacterized. Bases 1 to 1404 code for a protein of 467 amino acids. The transcript has 2 exons. The record is from RefSeq and is a predicted model, not a curated record. NCBI's taxonomy places the organism in Eukaryota, Fungi, Ascomycota, Eurotiomycetes, Chaetothyriales, Herpotrichiellaceae.